Molecule: messenger RNA, 1012 nt
Organism: Didymella exigua CBS 183.55
Lineage: Eukaryota; Fungi; Ascomycota; Dothideomycetes; Pleosporales; Didymellaceae
Exons: 3
Coding region: 190-981 (263 amino acids)
Source: RefSeq, a predicted model, not a curated record
UGGACAUCUCCGUGGAGGUCGCGGUUCGGAGUAGCUUCCCCUCAUACUUCAAGGGUGCUUCGUCACCACUGAGCGACCGCCUGACUUGCUCUCGCAGCCUCUGGUGACCCCUUGCACGCCCUGUGCGCUCGACUGACAUUGCUAAUUGUGCAGCACCGUCAACACGCAAUCAUACGCCAUCGCGAUUUGAUGCCAAGGCCCCGGCGUUAUGUAAUGCUCAAAUUUUCUUGCAGGGUGCGUGAGCCAAAGAAACCAUCGAGUCGCGCCCGUGGCAUGAGACUGCUCCACCUGCUCCAAGGCUCGAGCAAUUUCUUUACACAUUUUGGCACCCUUGCCCGGUGCCCUGUUUGUUGGACCAACUUUGGUGUCAGAGCAGGCCGGGAACCCACACGACGAGUCUCUAGAAUACGCUGCAACCAUCGCCGCCUUACUCGAUCGUGCAACAAAGACAACGCCGAUGCCACUACUCCGAGUAUUCCGGAGUACCUCAGUGUCCCGUCGGGCACCUCCGAAAGGGCGUUUGGGUCCGAAGCGGUUCGUCUCAGGAUCGGGAGUCUCAACGACACUAGAUUACAGCACCAAGCUGAUUUUCUCACCAUACUUCGCUUAUUGCCGGUGCCAUCAAUCGGACAGCCGCAGGUCCACGUCCCAAUUAGGAAACUCGUCUGCAAUCUCAUUCGUCGAAUCGUGUUCGCAGCCGCAAUCCCCGUUGGGCAAUUGCAACUGCUCAUAUCCAAUCUGCUUUACUCGACAUGCCACGCUGUUCUUCAGAGUCAUCGUGUUAAGACUUUGCAUGCUCUGGCGCCACUACCUCGUACCGUGAAGUGUCACGCCAACGUCUGCUCUACGCACAAGCCAAGAUGUCACCGCUUCUCAGGCUCUUUGUUCUCUCGUGGCUGCUUGCUGUACGGCAUGGCUUCCGUCGCACUGUCAACCGAAGCACUCGACGCGAAGCUUUACCCGCAACUGCUUGCUUCUUGACACGCAGUCUUGUUACGAUUGGGUCGCUCCA